This is a messenger RNA of Zootermopsis nevadensis, 550 nucleotides long. The record is from RefSeq and is a predicted model, not a curated record. Lineage: Eukaryota; Metazoa; Arthropoda; Insecta; Blattodea; Termopsidae.
UGUAGCUAAAAAUAUAAUUUGUCAGUUACUUCAAAACAUGUUGAAUGAGGAACAUAGACACAAGGGACAUGGUGUCAUAAACACGACAUUAUAAAAUGAAGAAAGUAGACUAAACACUUAUUUUCUCUUGAAGUGUAAUUAAGUUUAAAUGUGAAGUGAAAUAUCACCAAACUACUACAGACACAUGGUUUUCAGAAUUAGUAUGUAUUUGUGGAAAUUCUGUUUUAUAGCCCAUGCAUGUUUGUCUCUUGUUUGUGGGGUUUAGGCAACGCAUGGAACGAGAACUGGCAGUAAGACAAGAAGAGAGUAGAAAGAAGGAAGUGGAAAGAUUUAAAGCACAUGUUACACGUUGUAAACACGCAUGGCAAGCUCUUAACUACAGCACAGAGGAGGACCUGGCUAUGCGAAUUCAAGCUCGGCGUGAAGAAGAAAGAAUUCGUAGAGAAGAAUAUCAGGAAGACAUGCAACUUAUGCUCAGUAGAGUCGAGAAAAUACCAACACUGUUUGAGAGACAAUCACAGAAGUUUACCAAGACAAUUAUGAGGACACU